UACGUAAAAGCCGGUGAAUAAUUUGCACGCUGCUGGUAAAUAGCAGGCAAUCCGUGAAACGAUAUCGCACCUCAGGGCGCUUUAACAGAGUUGGGACACCCAGCCCUUCCCUUAAACUCUGUGCAGCGGAGACGGCACUCAUCCUGCGCGCCGCGAUCAAAUGAGCAAAAGACGCGACUCGUAAACCUACUGCGAGCGACAGCUGAGCGUUCGGUAGCGGAGAUCUCCGUCGCGCUACGAUGCGGUAACCGGUGCAGGCGGCGCUUGCUCUUCGUGCGAUCUGAACCCAGACCAGGACGAUUGUAUAGGAAUGAAUUGAUGGAGCUGGGUUCGAGAGAACCGGCGGAACAGACACGGGGAUUAUUAUUCUAGCCAGAGGGGCAGAGGUUUAAUACUUCCUGGAUUAACUCUGCAGUAAUCGGCGCAGGCUACAGUGGAGCAACGCCGGUGCACCCGCUUAAACGCCGUUUUUACCCUACGCUGUGGUGGGACUCUGACAGGUGAACGAGGCUACAUAUCAGAAUUUAGUAGUUUUUUUAAUUUACUCAAUCCACACAUCUUCAGUGGUUAUUGCCGAAGAAGUAGGCUACCUGUAUUUUGGGAGGUAGGAUGCAGUUCUUCUGCCUAACACUGCUCUGACUCUCAAUCUGCCCCGUAUUCACCGAGAGCCGUUUCAUAUGGGCGAAGCGAGGAGUCGGUUCCCUUCGUGUUGGACAUGGGCUCGCUGUCAGGAUAACGGGGUCUCCGAUCCAGAGCGGGAGAAACGAUGGGCCGAGCUGUUCGAUCAGAUGGAUCUAAAUAAAGACGGGAGGAUCGACGCGAACGAGCUGCGCGCCGGACUGACGCCCUGGGGAAUCGUUCGCAGCGAGGUGGACGAGAUUGUACGUGUGAGUGACACCAAUCAUGACGGCCAGCUGGACUUUGAGGAGUUCACACAGUAUCUGCGCACUCACGAGAAAGAGCUCAAACUCAUGUUCCGCAGCCUGGAUCGCAACAAUGAUGGUCGCAUAGAUGUUGGAGAAAUUCAGCUCUCUUUGCGCAGUCUUGGAGUGAAUGUAUCCACAGAGCAGGCCUCCAGGAUCCUGCAGAGCAUAGACAGAGAUGGCACUAUGACCAUUGACUGGAACGAGUGGCGGGACCACUUCCUGUUUAACCCUUUGCACAACAUGGAGGACAUCGCCCACUACUGGAAACACUCUCUGAUGUUGGACAUUGGCGAGCAGCUGACUGUGCCGGAUGAGUUCUCAGAGAAAGAGCGGCGUUCAGGUGUUGUGUGGAGACAGCUCGUGGCCGGGGCAAUGGCGGGAGCCGUGUCGCGAACGGGAACUGCUCCUCUCGACCGUCUUAAAGUUUUCCUUCAGGUCCAUGGCUCCAGUGGUGUGAGUUUGUUUGGUGGCUUGCGUGGAAUGGUGCAGGAAGGAGGACUGCGGUCCCUUUGGAGAGGCAACGGCAUCAAUGUUCUCAAAAUUGCGCCGGAGUCAGCUAUUAAAUUCAUGGCUUACGAGCAGAUCAAAUGGCUGAUCAGAGGCAGUAAGGAGGGUGGCUCCCUGAGAGUUCAGGAACGCUUCAUCGCUGGAUCACUGGCAGGAGCUACAGCUCAGACUAUCAUCUACCCCAUGGAGGUGUUGAAGACACGUCUGACCCUGCGAAAGACAGGACAAUAUUCUGGCAUGGCAGACUGUGCCAAACAGAUACUGCGUAAAGAAGGAGUACGUGCGUUCUACAAAGGCUAUGUGCCCAACACACUUGGCAUCAUUCCUUAUGCUGGCAUUGAUCUGGCUGUAUAUGAGACUCUAAAGAACGCUUGGCUUCAGCGGUACUGCAUGGGCUCAGCUGAUCCUGGCGUUCUGGUGCUUCUUGGAUGUGGCACUGUGUCCAGCACAUGUGGGCAGCUGGCUAGUUACCCGCUGGCUUUAAUCCGCACACGCAUGCAGGCUCAGGCCUCAGCAGAUGGCGCUCCCCAGCUGUCAAUGGUUGGCCAGUUCAAGCACAUUGUGUCACACGAAGGCGUUCCUGGACUUUACCGUGGCAUUGCCCCCAAUUUCCUCAAAGUCAUUCCUGCUGUUAGCAUCUCUUACGUGGUUUAUGAGCAUAUGAAGAAAGCACUGGGAGUGGGAUCUUAAACUAAGACCAAAUUUUUGAAAAAAAGACCAGAUUGAAAAAAAAGAGAGAACCCGUAUUAAAAAAAAGAGGACGCUGAAACUUCCGAACCUGGUAAAAAGAGCCUUAGGGAGGCGCAGAGGACCCCUAGAGAACAGAAUAAGGAAGACAUAGUCAAUGAAUGACCUAAAAAAACUCUACAUUGUACGCAAUCACAUUCCCAUGGCAAUUUAUACUUUAAUAGGAUGGAAAGAGCGUUUUGAGCUGAGCUUGUGUUCAGAGUGGUUCUCUGUCACUGGCAGCUUGGAGAUCUCAGGUUUAUUGUGUUACAUAUCUCCAUAACACCAUUUAAUAGUAAUUCAUUUUACAAGGUGAUAAAUGUGGGGUAGUUGUGCAAAGAAAGAUACCUAAAGACAGGAAGUGAUGGGGAUAUAUUGGGUCUAUUGCAGUAAUUGUAGGAGGAUUAACAAAGUUAUUUUUUUUAAUGACUACCAAAGUUUCCCUCCUAAAAUUGACCAAAAUGUUGAAGAAUGUGCAUUAAUGUACAGAUGGAAAUGGAAUAUUUUAAUUAGCCUGUUCUGACUGAUGUUUCAUAAGAUUCCCGAAUGAUUUAUAAAGCAUGUUUCAGCAGGGAUUUACAUCGUUGUACAGCUCAUAUAUUUUUGUAAAGGUCAGAGAGAGGUAAGCAUGUAUUUGCUACACUUUAAUGAUCAAAGGAUUUGCACACUUUAAAUGAUUGUUGAAUUAUAUUGAAUUAUAACUCGUGAUGCUCUUUUAUGACAUCUCUGCUGCUUUGCUACCUUUUUACAAUUUUAGCCUUUCCUGAUAUUUCAGGUUUCAUUGUUAGAGGAAUAGUUCACCCAAAAAUAAAAAAAAAUCUGUCAUGAGUUUCUUUGUUCUGAUCAACACAAAGGAAGAUGUUUUGAAAAAAGUUUGUAACCAGGCUGUUUUGGG
Messenger RNA from Puntigrus tetrazona (Sumatra barb), 3054 nucleotides. RefSeq names its product solute carrier family 25 member 23b (gene slc25a23b). Lineage: Eukaryota; Metazoa; Chordata; Actinopteri; Cypriniformes; Cyprinidae. The coding region runs from base 678 to 2123 and encodes 481 amino acids. The transcript is spliced from 10 exons. Gene Ontology annotation, molecular function: ATP transmembrane transporter activity; calcium ion binding. Gene Ontology annotation, biological process: transmembrane transport. The record is from RefSeq and is a predicted model, not a curated record.